GUUGAUUCCGUCAGUCUCUCGUAGUUCUUAGGGUGUGUCCUGUUUCGGUCAGAGAGAAAAAAGGUAUAUUGGACGUCGGAGUGAAGUUAACAACCAUUUCGAACGCGAUAGGACUAGAUACACAGACACUAAUACUGUACAAAGUUCACGGACAAUGGGCUCAUCUCGAAUACUUUCCUGCUUAUUGUUGCUCGGUUGCGCUUGUGCACAAAAUGUGUCUCAAGUUAAAACACGAGGGUUCAUCGGGGUGGUUGACCCUCAGGAUGCCGACCGCGUUACAGUGGCCAAGGCGACCGCGGACACGCUGCGGAGCAGUCUGACCACGGUGUUCCUCCCCAUCGUCUACAUAGUGGUGUUUGCUGUGGGGCUGCCCACCAACGCCAUGGCCAUCUGGGUCUUCCUUUUCAGGACCAAGAAGAAGAACCCUUCCGCCAUCUACAUGGCCAACCUGGCUCUGUCCGACCUGCUCUUUGUCAUCUGGACUCCCCUGAAGAUCGCCUACCACUUCAACGGCAACGACUGGGUCUAUGGAGAGGGGCUGUGUAAAGUCCUGGUGGGCUUCUUCUACGGAAACAUGUACUGCUCCAUCCUCUUCAUCACCUGUCUGAGUGUGCAACGUUACUGGGGUGUUGCCCAUCCUCUAUCUCAGCAGAGGAAGAACAACAAAUUGGCCGUUGCCGUCUCCGUCUCUAUCUGGGCCUUCAUCUGGCUCACCACUACCCCUCUGUACCUGUACAACCACACUGCCAAGCUCAAGGACCCCAACAUCACCACCUGCCAUGACGUCAACAUCAUCCAUGACCUGGAUAACCCCUUCCCUGACGUAGCUCUCCCCUACUUCUACUUUGUCCUCAUGGCCGGCAUCGUGUUCAUGGUUCCCUCGCUGGUCAUCAUCCUGGCCUACAUCCUCCUCCUCAAGGCUCUCGGGAACGCCAUGGCGGACGGGAGCGCCGGGAAGAACCGUCAGAAAGCCGUGGUGCUGAUCGUGACCGUGCUGGUCACCUUCCUGGUGUGUUUCAUCCCCAGUAACAUCAUGCUGGUCGUCCACUACUCCCUCCUCAAAGAUGGGGUGGUGAACAACGGCUACGGCUUCUACGUCACCACUCUGUGUCUGGCCAGCCUCAACAGCUGUCUGGAUCCCUUCAUCUACUACUUUGUGUCGAAGGACUUCAGGGACCAUGUGAAGAACACACUGCUGUGUAGAAGCAGCAGGACGGUGGAGAGGAUGAGGGUUUCCUUCAGCUCCAUGAAGUACUCCAAGAAGAGCAAGGCCUACGUGUCUGAGUCUGGGAACACACAGAGCAGUACCUGCUGAUAAUGGAUGGCAGCCAUUCGGAUGACUAGGGAAAGACACUAGGAGAGGGUCGUUGAAAAGACGAUCUGUGGACUGUGAUGCACUGGAACUGGCUGUAUGUGACUUGUAAAAAUGAAGAGACUAAAGGGGUCUCUCCUAUAACAGUUGUGAAAUAGAAUAAUUUACAAGAAAGGGAACAUGAUGGUGUGUUAUUGUGUGGGACAGACAAACAACCUGACCUCUCACAGGACCAGGACUUAAGGACAUCGAGUCCAGAAGAGGAGAAAAUGGGUCUCAGCUCAGUAAGCAAACCACAGAAAGAGGAACUAUAUUUCUUAUCUGUCUAACAAAUUGUCAAGAGGAGCUUUAGUACGUUUUAAAUUAGGACUUUGGCCACUGCUGAGUUACCUUACACAGACUACUAGUGAAAAUGGGCGAAUAUAUAUAUAUAUAUCCUGGACUUGUUACUCCUUUUGUGAUUUUCAUAUGAAUGUAUUUAUCACAAUUCUUGACAAGCCGUUAGAGGACAAAUGUGAAAGAUGUAAAUAUGUAGUUAGAUAUUGUCUUAAUGUGAAGAUCAAGAGGUCAAACAACAAUGCAUAUUGGACUUGUUAUUGCCUAGCACAUGGUAAACAACAUGUUUUAUGAAAUCCCCAAAUAGAGACUUUUACAUUGUGCCUUGUAGUGCUAAAGUAAAGGAAUGUGGUAUCAAAUGUAAUGCAGUUAGGUGAAAAGUAUUGAUUAUUAUGGUGAUGAGUUACCCAUAUUUUAGAGGGGCGGUGUUGGAGCCAAACUGGCUUUAAGUCUAUAAUCUAUAUAUCCUCACUGUUCUAUGCCUUUAUACUGUAUAUUCGCCUCAGUGAGAUCAUAGGCUGUAGGCUAUACACAUUAACACUGCUCAUUUUUUACCUUUUGUUCCAUUGUUUUAAGCCAUUAAAAGUUUGUUUUAAGUUUGUUUCUUAAAUGUAUGACAUACAAUAAGCUAAUGGUUUUAGCUAGUUUCUAUUGUUCUUAAAUGUGUAACUUUUGUCUCUGUUGCGUAACCCUUAUCACAUUCCAAUGCCCUGGUGCUCAUGGGACUGGGUAGACUGAAUCACUCCUCACAUGACUGGUGGAAAAUUACGAGUCAUUGUCUGUGAUUAUAGUCUUCUUCAUUCACAGGUUGGAAUUUGUGGAAUGUGUCAUGGUGACUUUGUGUGACAAUCUGAGGACAGAUGUUUCUGUGGAUCAGUUGACAGUUUUUUUUCAUGAAGGUCAAUAAAUCAACGCAACUGUGAAACUA
Molecule: messenger RNA, 2576 nt
Organism: Coregonus clupeaformis (lake whitefish)
Lineage: Eukaryota; Metazoa; Chordata; Actinopteri; Salmoniformes; Salmonidae
Product: proteinase-activated receptor 2
Exons: 2
Coding region: 155-1315 (386 amino acids)
Biological process (GO): thrombin-activated receptor signaling pathway; blood coagulation; positive regulation of Rho protein signal transduction
Cellular component (GO): membrane
Molecular function (GO): thrombin-activated receptor activity
Source: RefSeq, a predicted model, not a curated record